AUGCCCACACUGACACGCCCACACUGCCACACCCACACUCCUACGCCCACAAUCCCACGCCUACCCACCCACGUCCACACUCCCACGCCCACACUUCCACGCCAACACUCCCACACUCCCACGCAGACUCUCCAAUGCCCACACUCACAUGCCCACAUUAUCACGCCCACACUCCCACACUCACAUUCUCACGCCCACACUCCCACGCCCACAAUUCUAUGCCCACACUCCCACGCCCACUCGCCCAAGUCCAAACUUCCGCAGGCGCACACGUGUGUUGAAGGGUGCUGGCGGGACUAUCCCACAGAGGCACCGCCGCUGCUAAUUUAUAUGCUUGAAUUUUAUGCUGUACCUCAGCUGGAAGAUAUGCAGCCCCAGGUGUUCUUUCAGCAAAAUGGAGCACCGCCACACUGGAGCUUACAAGUGUGCGAUUUCCUCAAUGAAAACUUCCCUACUUGUUGGAUCUGGCGUGAUGGACCCAUUCCGUGGCCACUUCACUCCCCGGACAUCACGCCUAUGGAUUCAUAA
Molecule: messenger RNA, 528 nt
Organism: Homarus americanus (American lobster)
Lineage: Eukaryota; Metazoa; Arthropoda; Malacostraca; Decapoda; Nephropidae
Product: putative proline-rich protein 21
Exons: 2
Coding region: 1-528 (175 amino acids)
Molecular function (GO): nucleic acid binding
Source: RefSeq, a predicted model, not a curated record